Molecule: messenger RNA, 402 nt
Organism: Rhinopithecus roxellana (golden snub-nosed monkey)
Lineage: Eukaryota; Metazoa; Chordata; Mammalia; Primates; Cercopithecidae
Gene: OSTN
Product: osteocrin
Exons: 3
Coding region: 1-402 (133 amino acids)
Biological process (GO): hormone-mediated signaling pathway
Molecular function (GO): signaling receptor binding
Source: RefSeq, a predicted model, not a curated record
AUGCUGGACUGGAGAUUGGCAAGUGCACAUUUCAUCCUGGCUGUGACACUGACACUGUGGAACUCAGGAAAGGUCCUCUCAGUAGAUGUAACAACAACAGAGGUCUUUGAUUCUGGAGUCAUAGAUGUGCAGUCGACACCCACAGUCAGGGAAGAGAAAUCAGCCACUGAUCUGACAGCAAAGCUCUUGCUUCUUGAUGAAUUGGUGUCCCUAGAAAAUGAUGUGAUUGAGACAAAGAAGAAAAGGAGUUUCUCUGGUUUUGGGUCUCCCCUUGACAGACUCUCAGCUGGCUCUGUAGAUCACAAAGGUAAACAGAGGAAAGUAGUAGAUCAUCCAAAAAGGCGAUUUGGUAUCCCCAUGGAUCGGAUUGGUAGAAACCGGCUUUCAAAUUCCAGAGGCUAA